Paramecium tetraurelia is the source of this 2802-nucleotide messenger RNA. RefSeq lists its product as uncharacterized. The record is from RefSeq and is a predicted model, not a curated record. The transcript has 8 exons. NCBI's taxonomy places the organism in Eukaryota, Ciliophora, Oligohymenophorea, Peniculida, Parameciidae. Gene Ontology annotation, molecular function: protein binding.
AUGAAAAUAUACAUACAGUCUCCUGUGUUUCAAAGAUUCAUAUUCAAUAAUUAAUGCCAAAGGAAUAAACUCCAAAUGCCACUAUCUUAAGACAAAAUUGAGAAACCCUCUCCUAUUAUUAAAUUCAAGCCAAAUCGUAGAAGAAAGCAAACUCAGAACACAAUAGAACCAAGAGGAUUGUCAUUGUCCAUCUCAAGGGAAACCCAAAGAACCUUUUUCAAGGAAUCUAUUCAAAAUAGAGCAGUACCUCCAGAUCAAUUUCAAAGCAUGAUCAAGGAAAUAUAAGUUGGAAACUCAAUGCAAGUCAUUAAUAAAUUGGAAUAGGGUCCAUUCACCAAGAAAUCGUAUUUGAUAUUAGGGAUCGCAUACAAGCAACUCAAUCAAUUCGAUAAAGCAAGAUAUUGGUUCAACAAAUGCCUAUCCGAACACCCCAAUUAUCUGGAUGGCUACAUUCAAUCUGCAGUUCUGGAAUUCAAGGCCUUAAAAUACCAUGAUUCUCUCAAAUUGAUAGAACAAGCCUUGCUUUAUAGUCCAAAUGAUAAACAAGCACUCCAAUAUAAGGCCAGAUGUCAUUCUGCUUUAAAAUAACAUUAAAAGGCCUUAGAAAUAUACGAAAAACUUAACAACACUGAUUUUUUAGGCCGAUCACGUCAUUGUCUAUCAUUAAUUAAGUGUAAUUAUUUUGACAAAGCACUUAUUAAAAUUGACACGAUCUUACUGCAGGACUGUGAAAAUGCUGAUGCCUUAUUUCUCAAAGGAAUAAUUUACUUUAAAAAAAAAAAUUUUAUAGAGUCCUAGAUUUACAUUGAAUAAGCGAUACAGAUUUCAACAUCGCAUUAAUUAAGUGCCAAGGCUAUCUCAUAUAUCGUAAAGUCUAAAAUAUGUCUCAUGGACUUUUAUGAAGCUUAAUUACACCUCUCCAGAGCAGAGUAAUUGAAAAAGAAUUUUAAAUGCAUCUCUAAAUUGAAACCAUUUGUCAAUGGAACCGUAAAGUUGAUGAAACGAUAAUAUGCUUAGGGACUUCAAAUGAUUAAGGAUUUGAAACCAAUUAGCAAAUUUCUAUAGCCAAUUUACUAUAAAUUUUUAGCUUAUGCCUAAUUUUGCACUUCGGAUUAUGCAUCAGCUCUUAAGUCUUAUGAAUUGAUCUAUUAGAUAGAGAGAGGCUAAUUGUACAAUAAAUAUGUGGCCGAAGCUCUUGUUUUAAUAGAGAAAUGUUAGUAUGAACCUUCCGUUAGGUUAUUAGAUAAAGCUAUUGAGAUCUUUCCAAAUAAACUAGAGCCUUACUACUAUAAAUGUUCAAUUUGCUUACUUAAUAAAUUAUUUGAUGGAGUAUAAGAAUGUGAAUAGCUGCUAGAUUUAGCCUUUUCUAAAUAGGGGAAGUAGCCCAACAUCUUUUUUGCCAAGGCUUUAAUGAAAUCUUAUAAACGAAGAUACACUUCAGCGUUGAAGGAUAUAGAAAAGGCAAUUGACAAAAGCGAGGAUAGCAUAAGUGAUCACUUUUACAUCAGGGGAAUCUUACAUGCUUAAAGUAUGAGAUUGAAAGAAGCUAUUAAGGAUUUUACAACUGCAAUUCACUUCAAUAAGGAGCAUUCAGAAUCAUAUUUGGAAAGAGCUAAAUGCUAUUAAAUAAAAGGAAAUACAGCACAGAGUUUUGGUGAUAUGAAUAAGUACAUUAAGUACAAUAAUUCAGAAGAGAUACAUUAUUGGAGUGGUAGUUUAUUAUUUCAUAAUAAUGCUUAUGAAGAAGCUCUAAAAGCAUUUAAUGACGCAAAAUAAACAAAUUAAAUUCUAAUCUUGAAAUUAAAGUGUGAAAUUAAAUUGUAGUAAAUAGAUAAAGCAUGCAUUAUAUCUAAUUAAAUAACAUAACAAAAUGUUAGAGAACCUAAAUACAAAAUAGAUUCCCAGAUGUUGACAUAUAUAAAGCAAAUUUUGGAUACUACACAGAAUAAAAAAAGUUGUGAAACAGUGCAGUUUCCUAAUGUAGACUAAAAGGAUGUGGGUUUAAUAUUUUAGACUUAAGAUGUUCUCUUGUUCAAAGCAUCAAGUAUGAUCUAUUAGCGCAGAUAUAAUGAAGCAAUAAUGAUUCUUUAGUAAUUGGAACAUUAUUGGUUGAAUUCUCAAAAAGACAGAUUGAACAGUAUUUCAAGUCAAUAGGAUGCUGAUUCAGAGAAGAGUGAAAAUCUAUCAAAUGAAAUGAUAUUGAAAUCAGAAAGAAUAGUUCAACAUAUAAUAGGUAUAAAAUACAAUAUGGCAAUCAUAUAUUUAUUGAUAUAAUAAUCGGCAAAUGCUAAAAUGAAAGUGGAAGAUAUUAGAGAUUAAGUGGGUAAUGUAGUUUCAGAUGAAUUGGAUUAUUUAAAAUUGUUGAUUUAAAAUCAGAUAGAUAAAAAAUCUACUCCAGUUUUUUGUAAGCCUGUCUUAACUUUUUUGAUGAAUGAGAAAAGUCUUUUCAAUGGAUUUCCAGCACUAAAAAUUCAAAUGCAUGGUUCAGCUGUUUUUGAAUGCAAAUUAUCUCUUAACUUUCCAGAUAUCCAACCUCCAAAUAUUUGUCCAGAAUUUAAGAAAGAAUUUUUGUUAAUGAUUAAACCUAAUCUUAUAGAAAAUAAACCUGAAGCCCCUUGGCUUUAGAGAACAUCAGAAUAAAUACUUAUUUUAACUCAGAAUCAGUUGAAUGAUGAUUUAGAUAUAACUACUGAUGAUGAGGAAGAAUCUAAUGAGAAAAGAAGGAAGAAAAGAUAAGUUUAAAAUCUGGAGAUAGAUGAGAACGUCUAAAAACGUUUGGAUUAAUUGAUAAAGAAAUUAUGA